AUGCCCGAACGAUCAGACGUCCACUACUUCGGGGCUGGCCCAGCUCCCCUGCCCACCCCAGUCCUCCAAGAAGCCAGCAAAGUCCUACUCAACUACGACUCCACCGGCCUCGGCCUGACCGAAAUCUCCCACCGCUCGCCCGAAGCCAACGCCAUCCUGGCCCGCACCCAGACCGCCCUGCGACACCUCCUCGACAUCCCCACCUCCGACGGUCCCGAAGGCUACCAGAUCCUCUUCCUACAAGGCGGUGGGAGCGGCGAAUUCAGUGCUGUCGUGUACCAUAUGAUCUCCAUCUGGGUGGCGAAGCUGGCGAAGCAACGACAGCAGGGUUUAGAGCAGGAGGUGAAAAGGUUAAGGUUGGAUUAUCUCGUCACGGGAUCCUGGAGUUUGAAGGCGAGUCAGGAGGCGGCGAGAUUGGUGGGGAAGGAGUACGUGAAUGUUGUUACAGAUGCGAGGCACGGGGGGAAAUUCGGGGUGAUCCCGGCGGAGGGCGAGUGGAGUCGGACGAAGGCGGAGGAGGAUGUGGCAUUAACCUACUACUGCGACAACGAAACGGUCGACGGCGUGGAAUUCCCCACGGCCCCCUCAGGAAAGAACUUAGUAGCGGACAUGUCCUCCAACUUCCUCUCCCGCGCCGUCGACAUCAAACGCCACAUCGCCAUCUUCGGGGGGGCGCAAAAGAACAUCGGCACAACGGGAAUCACCAUCGCCAUCGUCUCCAACUCCAUCCUCCCGCCCCACGCCGAAAUGGCUGAUCCGGUCCUCUUACGAAAACUCGGGUUACCGAUCGGACCAGUAGUCCUAGACUGGCCGACGAUCGCAAAGAAUAAUAGUCUCUACAACACCCUCCCCAUCUUCGACGUCUGGAUCGCUGGACAGGUGAUACAGCGACUUCUCGAGCAAGCGCCUGAUGCGAAAAGCCCGCGGAUUAGUGUGCAGGAGGCUGAGUCGAAUGAGAAGGCUGGACUGCUUUAUGCGGUGCUGGAUGAGUUUCCGGGGAUGUAUCAGGUUGUGCCGGAUAAGAGUGUGAGGAGUAGGAUGAAUUUGUGCUUUAGGAUCAAGCAUGGGGAUGCGGAGGCCGAGAAGGCAUUCCUGAAGGGAGCGGAGGGGAGGGGUUUGUUGGGACUCAAGGGCCAUAGGAGUGUGGGCGGGAUUCGAGCGAGUAAUUACAAUGCUGUAAGUGUGCAGGCGGCGGAGAAGUUGGCGGAGUAUCUUAGGGAUUUUGCGGAGGGAAAGGUGUGA
Recurvomyces mirabilis is the source of this 1242-nucleotide messenger RNA. It is a transcript of the gene SER1, whose product is annotated as Phosphoserine transaminase. Lineage: Eukaryota; Fungi; Ascomycota; Dothideomycetes; Mycosphaerellales; Teratosphaeriaceae. Gene Ontology annotation, biological process: L-serine biosynthetic process. Gene Ontology annotation, molecular function: O-phospho-L-serine:2-oxoglutarate transaminase activity; pyridoxal phosphate binding. Gene Ontology annotation, cellular component: cytoplasm. The record is from RefSeq and is a predicted model, not a curated record. The transcript has 2 exons. The coding region runs from base 1 to 1242 and encodes 413 amino acids.